Morchella sextelata is the source of this 264-nucleotide messenger RNA. RefSeq lists its product as uncharacterized. Lineage: Eukaryota; Fungi; Ascomycota; Pezizomycetes; Pezizales; Morchellaceae. The record is from RefSeq and is a predicted model, not a curated record. The transcript has a single exon. Bases 1 to 264 code for a protein of 87 amino acids.
AUGCUCAAGUUCACCUGGCCGCUCGGCCAGCACCUUGACGCCUACGCCGCGCAUGAGGCCGACGCGGCGCCGUUUGAGAUGCAGGAGAGGGUGCAGAUGGUGGCAAUGAUUGAGGGCAUGUGGAUGUCGGUGGUGGAGAGGUUUGCGUUUUACGGAUUGGUGGGGGAGGAAGUGAGGGGUGAGGAUGUGGUGUAUUGGGCGGAGGUGAGGGCGUUUUAUGGGGAGUUGGGGAAGAGGGUGGGGGAGGUUGUGAAUGGGGAGUAG